This is a messenger RNA of Psilocybe cubensis, 1236 nucleotides long. RefSeq lists its product as uncharacterized. Lineage: Eukaryota; Fungi; Basidiomycota; Agaricomycetes; Agaricales; Agrocybaceae. Bases 1 to 1236 code for a protein of 411 amino acids. The transcript is spliced from 4 exons. Gene Ontology annotation, molecular function: NADPH dehydrogenase activity; FMN binding. The record is from RefSeq and is a predicted model, not a curated record.
AUGUCCGCGAACAUCAGCAGCAGCACAGGUAGCAGCACCCCGGCUCUGUUCCAGCCCAUCCACCUCGGCCGCCUCGAGCUCGCGCACCGUGUUGUGAUGGCCCCGCUCACGCGGUUCCGCGCCGACAGUGCGCACGUCCCACUGCCUGGCCUCGUCGCAGAGUACUACGCCCAGCGCGCAAGCGUCCCUGGCACCCUACUCAUCUCCGAGGCCACAUUCAUCGCGCCCCGUGCCGGCGGCUACGCGUACGCACCGGGUAUCUGGAGUCAGGAGCAGAUCCGCGCUUGGCAAGAGGUUACCGACGCGGUGCACAAGAAAGGGUCGUUCAUCUACCUCCAGCUGUGGGCGCUUGGCCGUGCAGCGGUACCGCGCCAGCUCGAGAAGGAGCUCAACGUGCGCGCCGACCCGUCCUCAGCUUCCUCUCCAUACGUCUCCGCUUCCGCCAUUCCACUGUCCACGCGCUCGCCCAAGGACCCCGCCCCACGUGCGCUGAGUGUGGCUGAAAUCGCGGAGUAUGUCGAGCUGUACGCGCAGGCAGCUGAGAACGCGGUGGAGAAGGCGGGUUUCGACGGUGUGGAGAUACAUGGUGCGAAUGGGUACCUGAUCGACCAGUUCUUGCAGGAUGUGAGCAAUAAACGGACGGACGCGUAUGGAGGGAGUAUCGAGAAUCGUUCGAGGUUCGCGUUGGAGGUGCUGGAUGCUGUCGUGAAGCGCGUCGGGGCGAACAGAACUGGACUGAGGCUCAGCCCAUGGAGUCCUCAUCAAGACAUGGGCAUGAAAGACCCCAUCCCCACAUACACUUACCUCCUCAACCAGAUUAUCCAGCGUCACCCUGACCUCGCCUACAUCCACACCAUCGAGAGGCGGAUAAACCCCUUCAAACCAGGCGAAGCCGUCGCGUCCUCCGACGAGUUUGCGGUCGAGGGCACAGACAACGACUUCAUGCGGCGGCUGUGGUCAUCCGAGGGCAAGCGGCUCAUCACCGCAGGAGGGUACACCCGCGAGACAGGCAUCAGGGUUGCAGAGCGCAAGGGGGAUCUGAUUGCCUACGGACGGCUGUUCAUUUCGAAUCCUGACCUGCCGUACCGGCUGAAGAAGGGUUUGCCGGUGGAGAAAGGCGACCGGGGCACGUAUUAUUCGAAGGGCAAACUCGACCCAAAGGGAUACACCGACUACGCGUUCUCAGAACAGUUCGAGAGGGAGACACCCCCUGUUAACGUCCGCAGUAGACUUUAA